Rhopilema esculentum is the source of this 1875-nucleotide messenger RNA. RefSeq lists its product as uncharacterized. The record is from RefSeq and is a predicted model, not a curated record. Lineage: Eukaryota; Metazoa; Cnidaria; Scyphozoa; Rhizostomeae; Rhizostomatidae.
CUUUGUUGUCUGCUCAGCAACGAGACGUGUUUUGAUGGAGUAACGAAUGAGACAUCGCUGAUGAGGCUUUUUUCGCUUGUUUUGGCUUCAGCACACUUGUUUUAGGUUUGAUAUGCGGACAUCUUCGUUCCAACGAAGUGAAUUUAGUUUCUUUAUAUUUGCAGGCAACACAUAGUUAAACCUAAUGAAACAUUCAAUCAUUGGUUUCUUCGUAUUUUCAUGUUCAUUCCUCUUUAUAACAAUAUAUUUAAAUUGCUACAAACUUAAGCUGUUUCGAGGCUUCCAAACGACAAAAACAUCGAAUAUUCAACAGGAUGGCCUAUGGGAAGGAUGCCCAAGCUUGGAGCUUGCUCUUCGCUUGAACAGCAGUCCAGUGUUCGUAAAAUUGUACGAAUCUUGGUUUCUAAAGAGUCUUGAGUUAUUCUGGCCGGAAGAUUGCUUGAAUUUGACACUGGUAUUAGAUGACGAAAGUGAACUGGAUCAUGUAACAGGUAAACGCUUGUCGAGUUUAUGGCCUAGACCGAACACUGUUUACUUAAAGCCAGAAAACGCAAACUUCUACCAAAGCAAACAGCGCCGCCGUAUGUAUUUGGAUUAUUUUUAUCCAGAAAAAUAUGUUAGUGCCGAAUAUGUUGGGUUUGUUGAUGCAGAUACGAUGUUCGUAUCUGUUGUGACCCCACAAGCUUUGUUUAACAAGGGCAAACCUACUGUGCAGGCGCGGGUAGGAGAACCUUUUUGGCAACAGCACUGGGAAUGCUGGUCUGACGUCACUGAAUAUUUGCUGGGUGAAAAAGAGGCUUUGCAGUGCAUGUCUUAUUUCCCUGUAAUUUUCAAAGUGAAGCAUAUAAUAGAAAUGCGAAAUUAUGUUGCCAAGCGACUGGGGCGAACGUUCUUGCAUGCUUUUAACGAAAGCAUGCAGAUAAGAAAUGAUUACUUUAAAGGAAGUGAAUUGGAUGAUUGCAUGUGCCAGUUUAGUGUGAUAUGCAAUUAUGUUUGGUACUUUCACAGAGAUGAAUACGAAUUCAAUUUGCAAAUGACUCCUGAUGACACGUGGAGCGGGGAACAUAGGAGACAUACACAACAAACUACCGCAUACAUUAAGGGCAUUGGACCUGCGUUUAAGAUCCCCAAGCCACGAAUAGCGAUUCACGCCAGACACUAUAAGGAGAACGGUAACUAUUUGUCCAGCAGCACGAUUGACACUACGAAGGAGCCUUAUGCAUCGCAGCUUGAAAGAAGGGUCCAAGAAGGGGUCUGUUUUGCCAUUGGAUUCGACCGGUGCCCAAGCAAAUGCAAUUCGUUUGAUGCAGAUAGCUUGCAAGUAUCGUUAUACUCUUUCGAAUUUUACGAUUGGCUUUGGGAUCAGAGGUGUCUCGAGGAACAGAGAAAACAUUACGUGCAUGUGCGUGCGUUGGUGAAUCACAAUGAAAAACAAGGCAAGCGAAUGUUUGGUAUGGAUCCGCCGUAUGAUGGGCUAUGCAAAGAUGCACUGUGAUCUGAGACUAACACGUUUGCCUAAAGCCCAGAAAACACGUGAAUUAGCAGCUAACGGGUGCUGUAAGGCCCUGGCCAAGAAAAUUGAGAUUUUUAUCGAGGAGCAUUCAACACAUGACGUUUGGGAAACUUUAUCCUCAGUAGCUUUGUGUUGCUCAGUGGCAGUUGGCCAAACGAAUAAAAAAUUGUAGUGAGCAAGUAUGUUAGAUGCUGCUAAACCGAAAGUUUACGUUUGUCAAAAUCAAGGAUUAGAAAAACAAGAAUUAGCAACUAAAGGGUACUUUUACCAUGUUCUACCGUCUUCGAUUAUAUGGAUGAUUUUGUUUAGGGAAAAUAACUAUUUAAGGAUAGACAGAAACAGUAACACAUGCGCACAAAAUA